Messenger RNA from Owenia fusiformis, 1857 nucleotides. Lineage: Eukaryota; Metazoa; Annelida; Polychaeta; Sabellida; Oweniidae. The record is from the annotation of a GenBank genome assembly.
UUCAUGAAAGAGUGACAGUUUAUUUGAAUUGCGAUAAAGAACCCUGUAUCAUUGUUUAUUGGAUUUAAAACUAUUCAUACAUGUACUAACCCAUCCUGGUAAUGUACUCAGGCUCCACACUUGUGCAUUAUGUGUACAGGUUAGUUUAUGCACUCUUGCUUUUAAGUAAAGAAUGAUACAGAUUAUUUAUUGAUCCUUAAAUACAAUAGUUGUAUGCAACAUGUUAGGCAUAUUAGGUAUCCAGGGCACGCCUUAAGCGUCGGACAGCUGGUCAUUAUCUGGUUACUUUUGAUACUGACCAGUUGAUUUUUUCACUAGGUAUAGGAAAAUAACAUUGCAACUGCUCAGUAAUGCCUUUUUAACCAGCAGGUCUGGAAUCCUUAGGGCAUACACUGUAGGUAUCUGUUAAGUAAUGGUCAGUUUUUCUUUUACAGAGUUGAAUCUGGGGUUUAAUAAAGCAGGAGAAAUCGUCCACAAAUGCUCACUGUGUCCCCGGGAAUAUAUGAGCUCCAGAUAUUACAUAGUGCACUCAAGAAACAUCCAUGGGAUAUCUGUGUUACAGUGCAAGAUAUGCAACAAACAGAGUCAGUGUGUCAGUAGAUUUACUCAACACUUUUUCCAACAUCAAAUUGUCAAGAGUGUCAAGAUCAAAGAGCAGCACUGUUGUCACUUAUGCGGAAAAAUAUUUCUGAAAGCUCGGCUUCUUACAACUCAUAUUGAUGCAUUGCAUUUAAAAAAGCCAAAAUUUAAAUGUGAAACCUGCUUAGAAGUUUUCGUUCUUCGGAAUCAGUUCAGGAAGCAUAUGUUAAAGAACCCAAAAUGUGCGGAAAAUUGUACAGAUGAAUACGCAACAGCACCAAGGCAUAUAUGUGAAAAAUGUGGAAAAACGUUUGAUAUAAAAGCAGACAUGGAUAAACAUGUUCGAGUUGUACACUUGAAUGUUAAGCAUUUCAAAUGCGGGACUUGUGGCACAGAGUUUAAGUACGUUCAGUCAUAUCAACGGCAUUUUCUUGGAAAUCCGCAAUGUUUUGCCAGCUCUCCGAAAUAUCUCAGUUGUCAUGUAUGUAACAUAUGUGGCCUUAAGUUCCAAGGAAAGCAUUACCUUGACUACCACUACAGAUACAAACAUCAAAGUGAAGGCAAUGUGUGUAAAUUUUGCAAGAAAAGUUUUAAGAACAAAAAAUGUUUACAGACGCAUGAGAUACGAGUUCACCAGAAGCGAUUCUCUUGUCAGUAUUGUGGUAGAACAUUUGGAUUGAGACAAGAUUUGGAUAGUCAUGUUAGAAUCCAUACUGGAGAAAAGCCAUAUAAGUGUGAGCUAUGUGAUAUUUCUUUUGCUCAAUAUGGUAGUUUGGCUAAACACAAACAGACUCUAACGCAUAAGAGUAUACAGAAUGAAAACUUAAAUUCUUGAUGUUUUUAUUAUUUUCCCUGAAAUAUCAUGUUGAGCCCUAAGGCAUAGACUUUGUUGAGGUUGCUUAACUUUGUACAAAGGUAGCCCUUCUCGUCUUUGAGAUUGAUGAAACCAUAAUCGGAAAUAAGUUUGUAUACUAUGUAUGGCUAUAUGUAAUAUAAUAUAUGAGCCAGGCCAAAGGAAAAGGGGUCUUAUCACAGAUUUUUUCAAUAUUCUGUUUUUUUGUUUAUCUUAAAAAGCACAAAGAAACCUUUCAAAUGAGCCAUGGCUUAUGUCCCAACAAUUUUUCCUUGCAUAUAUAUAUAGACCAAAAAAUCGGAUCUGAAUUUAGCACAUUUUCCUCUUAAUCGUGGGCACAUUUUUGGCUCUGUAGCACAAUUUUAAUUUUUGUGAUAAGACCGGUUUUCCUAUGGCCAGGCUCAUAUACCUUAUUCUCUCUUCAU